AUGGGCCUGAGUGGGACUAUCAGGAGAUUUGCAUACCUCUCACCUAAAAGAGCCUUUUCCUUGUUGUUUCCUGCCAGGGGCCCAGUGCUUGCUGUCGCCAUGGGUUGCAACAGCGAGUACUGCUACAGCGGCGGGCUGGACACGCGGAUCCGCUGCUGGAGGAUCCCGGAUCUCAGCAUGGACCCUUACGACGGUUACGACCCCAGCAUGCUUAGCAAUGUUCUGGACGGCCACACGGAUGCUGUUUGGGGCCUGGCCUUCAGCCCCUCGAAGAACCGCCUGGCCUCCUGCUCUGCCGACGGAACGGUCAGGAUAUGGGACCCCAGCAGCAGCGAUGCCCCCUGCCUCAGCACUUACAACACGGAGAGUGAGAAUGGCAUCCCUACAUCCGUCACAUUCUCCAGUACUGAUCCAGCGCACGCCGUGGCCGCUUUCCAGACAGGCUUUGCAGUCCUUUAUGACGUGGAGACCUCCGUCCCGGUCCUGACACUGGAAUCCAGACCGGCCAAUGGAGCCAGUCAGAUCAACCAAGUGGUGAGCCACCCAAACCAGCCAAUCACCAUCACGGCCCACGACGACCGGGGGAUCCGCUUCCUCGACAAUCGGACAGGGAAAGCUGUGCAUUCCAUGGUGGCGCACCUGGAUGCCGUCACCUGUCUUGCGGCGGAUCCCAACGGCGUUUUCCUUAUGUCAGGAAGCCACGACUGCUCCCUCCGGCUGUGGAACCUGGACAACAAGACCUGCACGCAGGAGAUCACCGCCCACCGGAAGAAGCACGAGGAGGCCAUCCACGACGUGGCCUUCCACCCCAGCAAGGCCCUGAUCGCCAGCGCCGGGGCCGACGCCCUCGCCAAGGUCUUCGUAUGAGGGAAGGGCGGGGCCUGCAGGUGUGUCCCCAGGACCUCCUCCUUUGUUCUGUCCCUCCCUCCCUUCCUCCCUUCCGUCUUUCUCUGGCCCAGCCAGUGGUGCUAACAACCCUCCUCCUGGCCACGGGGCGCCUCUUGCCAUCUCGACCCCUGCUCAGGACUGACCCCUGCUGGACAGUGGCGGCCGAGUCUCCGCGACCGGGGGAAAGGAGGGGGGAAAAGCAGCCGCCCGCUUCCCUGAUGACAUUGGGGCUCACCUUCACCAGCACUGAAAUAUUUUCCACUCAUUUCAAGGUCGCCUGGUUUUUAUUAUUUCCCAGCUCAGGGAGCGGAAGAAAUAUUUCUUUUCUUUUUUUGUCCUCUGGAUUGUUUGGAGGGAUGUCGAUGGAGGAGGAGGAGGAGGGAGCGGAGACUCUGUGACAUGGCAAAGGGCUUCGGGCAGCUCCCCCAAACUUUUCCAUUUUGACAUCCACAAACCUUGGAGGUUUUUUUGUUACGAGCACCCCAAAGUGAACAUUAAAGAGAGCCAUACGUACGGACUCUUUCCCGUCUCUCGAUCCCGGUGGUGUUCCUUUCGCAAAGCCAAAAUGAGGGACAGCGAAUGCAAUUGGAGCGACGGCUCCCCAUCCCGUUGGGGGGCUCUUGCGCUCAUCCGUUGUGGCUGAAGAAAGUCCAGCGUCGUUUUGACUCCUUGUGAUGGAGGAGAGACUCAAUCUUAGCGCCGCUCAGUGUCCCCUUGCUCCCCUUCUUUGUGCUCCCCGGAGUUUCUCGUUCCUUUUUCCCCCUCCCCUUGACUCCCAAGGCAUGUCCGCACCGAACAUUCCCCUUCUGCAGCAAAGGAGGAAAGAGCUUGGAGGGUGUUUGGGAUGUCGUUACCUCCCCUUUGACCCCUUUGCUUCCAGAUACGUUACCUUGGCCUCUGCCCCACGUCUGUCCUUAUUUUGAAAACAAAACAAAGGAAGGGGCUGCAACAAUAGGUCAGUGAACAGGUGAGCCAUUGAGGAGCGACAGGUGAGACCAUAACUCCCUAUUCAACGUGUCUAGGAAUCAUAAAGUUGGGAUUUUUGGGGGGAAAUAGCA
Anolis sagrei ordinatus is the source of this 1946-nucleotide messenger RNA. The record is from RefSeq and is a predicted model, not a curated record. NCBI's taxonomy places the organism in Eukaryota, Metazoa, Chordata, Lepidosauria, Squamata, Anolidae.